GGACGACGGCUGUGUGAGCCGAGCGCGUGCUUGCUGCGCACGAUGAAACUGCUGAAUCAGAAGCAGCUGUUCGAGGCGGUGACCGAGACUUACCCAGAUGUGUUGACCAAGAGCAUAUACCGGCCGUUGCAGGUGCCCAAGCCGUUGUUCAAGAUGUCUUUGCAGGAGAAGCGGGAGAUCUUCUUGGAGGCUAUCCACGGCAUGCUCAAGGACGUCGGCAACGGGAGGCCCCCUGCGGAGGUGGCCUACGACACGGACGCGUCGAGGCUAAUUUCCUUCGGGCUGCAGCCGAUGUGGGAGGUGCGCGAGGACAAGGAGCAGUCGAGGCUCGUGGGCCUCGAGAGCCUCCUGGCACUGCACACCGGCAGCUGGGGCGUCGGGCUCGUGCUCGACGCGCUCGAGAACCUGCUCGACUCAGACCUCGGCGUGUACCUGAAGUUCAAGACGCUGGAGGUCAUGGCGGCCCUAGACGCUCUGGAGAUGCACGGCCCUGCCGCCGAUCAGCGUGAACCUGCGGCCGUCUGA
Prorocentrum cordatum is the source of this 525-nucleotide messenger RNA. NCBI's taxonomy places the organism in Eukaryota, Dinophyceae, Prorocentrales, Prorocentraceae. The record is from the annotation of a GenBank genome assembly.